Messenger RNA from Pyricularia oryzae 70-15, 2493 nucleotides. RefSeq lists its product as uncharacterized. The record is from RefSeq and is a predicted model, not a curated record. The coding region runs from base 762 to 1982 and encodes 406 amino acids. NCBI's taxonomy places the organism in Eukaryota, Fungi, Ascomycota, Sordariomycetes, Magnaporthales, Pyriculariaceae. The transcript is spliced from 3 exons.
UCACUCCCUCUUUCUCAUGCUGUCCCCCGUCAAAUGAACUUUUUCAUCUCCUCACCCUUUCGUCCUCUCCAGCUCCCAACCUUGUCGACCAUCGAAAAACUGGGAGGAUUCCCCUGGCGACGAAAGUAACGACACCCAACGCCACAACAACAGCGCCCUGGGAUUCCUUCGUAAGCUGCACGGCUUCUCUGCGCACGUAGGACCUGACAGAGUCUUAGCGGACCCGGAAUCGAAACCAAUCGUGCUUCUCAUUGCGUUAGCUAAGCCAUCCAUCGACUCGGGCUUUCGGGAAAAUCGGGUUGCUGGUUUUUCUGGGGGAACCCGACCAUUCGAUCCUUUCAUCCCUUCGCAUAUUACACUAUAGUGUCAACAAACCUUCGGAGCUCCUAAUUAAUCGACGACCCAGAGCUUUCCGACCGCUGAAGCUCCUCUCUUUUGCUUUUUUUUUUUUUUCCUCAAUUGAAGCGACAAAACGCUGGGACGGCUGGUUAUUCCGACGAUAUCACCACGAGGCUUCGAUAAGGUCGGAUAGUCGACGCCACCUACGAAGCCAACGACCAGGCCGCCCGCCUUCUCCCUGGCCUAUUCGCUGAGCCAACCAAAGUCAAAAGCCUGUGUACGCUUGUACCUACAGGCUGGCAACUGAGUUCACGACUCUAAUUAGCACUGGUCGCCAUUGAAUUGGUCGAGGUGUCUACCAUCUUUUUGCUCCCGUCGCUCCGAGGACUCCUCUAAGAAGGUUUAUUUUCGGUCCCUUCAACAUGUCCAGCAGUAACUCAACCGUUGAAACAUCGGCGCCGCCGCCGAGCACUCCGGCUCCUCCCCCUCCGACGCCAACUACACCUACCACGUCGAACCCUCCUCCUCCUCCUCAGACCACACCAACUACUUCGACACCACCGCCGCCUCCUCCGACAACUACACCACCACCGCCGCCGCCAUCAACUUCCACUACUCAACCGCCGCCGCCGCCGCCGUCGACGACUCAACCUCCACCGACAACUCAGGUCGUAACAACAAUCAUAGACCCAUCUAAUCCCGGCAGCACUAUCACGCAGACGGUAGUACAAACCAACCCGGCACCCAGCCCGCCCGCAUCUACCUCUGGGCCAGCAACUAGCCAACCCCCUGCGAACAAUGGAGCGAGCGGAAAUGGCGGCUCGGGAAUGUCUGGCGAGGCCAAGAUUGCUGUGGCAGUGGUAGUACCAAUCGCGGCGGUUGCACUGCUUGUGCUUGCUGCCCUGUGGUUCUGGCGCAAGCGCAAGGCUCGCAAGGAAGCCGAAGAACAACGCCGUAAGGAGGUUGAGGAGUACGGCUUCAACCCCAACGCAGACGGGCCAACGGUUCCAAAUUUUGGUGGUGGCUCUUAUGCCAUGGCGGAGGACACGUCUUCAGGUUACCGAGGCUGGGGCUCAACAACGAUGGCAGGCUCAACCGGACGCAAGGCUUCGACCACUAUCUCCAGCGGCGCGGCGGCGGGCGCCUUCUCGGAUAUCAACUCCCCUAGCCGCGGCAAUCACAUGUCGGAUUCGCGUAGUAGCGAGCCGCUAAUGUACGACCAUACCCACGGCGACGGUUCGAUUUCCCCCGAGGGCGAGAUCCUGGGAGCUAUGGGCCCCUCAGCUGCAGCAAACCGUGGCGCCGACGUCCGUAGGGGGCCGUCGAAUGCGUCUUCGUCUUAUAGCGCAGCGGGUCGCUCCGACGGAUCUGGUGACAUGAAUGGUAUCGGCAUGGCCUAUGGCGGCGAUCAGCCCUCAUACGGAGCCGGCAACGCUUACGGCAUCAACAGUCCCUACGCAGACAACUAUGGAAGCAGCCCCCCUGCCCCUGCAUCCGGAAUGGCCAAUGGCGGGCGUGGCGCGGACUUCAACGGUGGCACCAGCUCGCCCAUAAUCAAGGACAACCCGGCUCGUCGCAACACUCGCAUCGAAAACUCGAGUCAUUACCCACAACAAGCUGCGGGUAUCUCACAGAACUUCUAACUUGCCUUAAAAGAUUGUCAAUUCGGGACCUCGCAAACAUCGCCUGCUGGAUAGACAGGCGUAACCCAUCGUAUAUAAACGUCACCAAAAGCACCAUAAUUCGUUCAAUCGCUCUGGGAAUAUCGCCCACGAUACCCGACCUUUCCGAUUCCCUUAUUUUGCUACCUUUUUAUACUUUUAUUAUGGAGACGAUGGGCUCCAUCCAGUAUGGGAUUCGAUUCUUACCCCCUAGCUUGCGCCCGACGCGGCCGUAUUUUAGAGUCUGUACGGUACGGGCGUCUUGAGAAGGAUAUGUGGAGCGCUCAUCAGAACUUUCUCUUUUGUCUUUAAAAACCUUUUCUGUCAUGUCUGCGUAUUGCGCACACCUCGCAGAUAGCGUUCUCCUUGCUUGUCUACUUGCUAUUUUUCUUAUUCUCCACGAUACAUAUUUGAUCUGGCUAUUGUUCAUUUUCGGUAAUUCUCACUUAGGUAACCUAGCUCUACAUAAUGAAAUAACAGUUACCAGCGAAUA